AUGGCGGAGCCGGCCCUGGUCGCCCUGAGCAAGAUCGUUCUCGACCAAGCACCAGACCCGACGACCUACCUCCCCGCACCAACAGAAGCAUCGUACCCAGAGCAGUGCCUGGGCCUCCAGCUGCUCCUCGAAUAUUGCCCGCGGCUCUUCUGCCAGGGCGUCGACUACUGGAUCGGCGCGCGGCUGUGGCUGAACGCGCCGUUCGUGCACGCCGAGUGCCGUGCAGACCAGGCGCUGGCGCUGCAGUUCACCGACGAUACGCGGCAGUUCGUCGAGCGCUUGUCGGGGCUGACGGGCCCGUACCGCGCGCGGCGCGACCCCAUCCUCGCGGACGUGCGCGGCUUCCCCCGCGUCUACGCCGAGGGCCCGCCGCUAGGCCCGGCCGUGACGCGCGAGAGCUAG
This is a messenger RNA of Lasiosphaeria miniovina, 402 nucleotides long. RefSeq lists its product as uncharacterized. NCBI's taxonomy places the organism in Eukaryota, Fungi, Ascomycota, Sordariomycetes, Sordariales, Lasiosphaeriaceae. Bases 1 to 402 code for a protein of 133 amino acids. The transcript is spliced from 2 exons. The record is from RefSeq and is a predicted model, not a curated record.